AUGUCAAAACGUUCACUUAGUGCAAGUAGCAAUCAAGAAGAGGUGGAAGAAAAAGUUAAUAAAAAACAAAAGGCAGAACAAUCAAAUUUGAUCGAUGGAAUGGGUGAAGUCCCUCAACUUGAAACUACCGAAACAGCUUCGGAAUCAGUCAGUUUCGAUUUCGAAACUUUAGAUAUUUCGGAACCUACUAAGAAAGCCAUUAAAGAAAUAGGGUUCACUAGAAUGACGGAAGUUCAAGCAAGAACGAUACCUCCAUUAAUGGCUGGUCGAGAUGUUCUAGGUGCUGCUAAAACAGGCAGUGGCAAGACUUUAGCGUUUUUAAUUCCGGCGAUUGAAAUACUCCACAAAUUAAAGUUUAAACCCAGAAAUGGAACCGGUGUAAUCGUCAUUUCUCCAACAAGAGAGUUGGCUCUUCAAAUUCUUGGAGUUGUAAAAGAAUUGCUUCAAUAUCAUCAACAAACAUUUGGAAUUGUAAUGGGUGGAGCUAAUAGACAAGCUGAAGUUCAAAAAAUAACUAAAGGAGUAAAUUUAUUAAUUGCCACUCCCGGAAGAUUAUUAGAUCAUCUUCAGAACACCAAAGGGUUUGUAUACAAGAAUCUCAAAGCUCUUGUUAUAGAUGAAGCAGAUCGUAUAUUAGAAAUUGGUUUUGAGGAGGAAAUGAAGCAAAUUAUUAAAAUUCUUCCCAAAGAAAAUCGACAAUCAAUGCUCUUCUCCGCUACGCAAACAACUAAAGUUGAAGAUCUUGUACGAAUAUCCUUGAGACAAGGACCAUUAUAUAUUAACGUAGAUGAAAAAAAAGAAACGGCUACAGUGGAUGGACUUGUUCAGGGAUAUGUUGUUUGUGAUAGUGAUAAAAGAUUUUUAUUAUUAUUUACAUUUUUAAAAAGAAAUUUAAAAAAAAAGGUUAUAGUGUUUUUUUCUAGUUGUAAUUCUGUUAAAUACCAUGCGGAAUUAUUAAAUUAUAUUGAUGUGCCGGUAUUAGAUUUACACGGAAAACAAAAACAAACAAAGCGUACAAAUACCUUUUUUGAAUUUAUUAAUGCACAACAUGGUGUUCUACUUUGUACAGAUGUAGCCGCAAGAGGAUUAGAUAUCCCUGCAGUGGAUUGGAUCAUACAGUACGAUCCGCCAGACGAUCCACGUGAUUAUAUUCAUCGAGUUGGUAGAACCGCUAGGGCAGGUGGUCAAGGAAAAAGCUUAUUAUUUUUAUUACCAAAUGAAUUAGGGUUUUUACGCUACCUUAAACAUGCAAAAGUACCAUUAAAUGAAUAUCAAUUCCCUGCAAAUAAAAUUGCUAAUGUUCAAUCACAGCUUGAAAAGCUUGUUGAAAAAAAUUAUUAUCUUCACGAAUCAGCCCGUGAUGGAUUUAGAUCUUAUUUAAUGUCUUAUACUUCCUAUUCACUUAAAUCGAUAUUUAAUGUGAAUAAUUUAGAUCUUCAGAAAGUCGGUAAAGCAUUUGGUUUUAAAGUACCACCAAAAGUCCAUAUUACUAUAGGUUCGAGUGGAAAAGAUUCAAAAAUUAGCAAACGAGAUAGAAAUGAUAAGGGAUCAAAUAAUCAUUUUGUUAAACAGAGGGGUAAUUCUUUGAAAAAGAACAAUGAUAAACAGUGGAGUAGAUAA
Funneliformis mosseae is the source of this 1620-nucleotide messenger RNA. The record is from the annotation of a GenBank genome assembly. Lineage: Eukaryota; Fungi; Glomeromycota; Glomeromycetes; Glomerales; Glomeraceae.